Molecule: messenger RNA, 1290 nt
Organism: Penicillium waksmanii
Lineage: Eukaryota; Fungi; Ascomycota; Eurotiomycetes; Eurotiales; Aspergillaceae
Product: putative flavin-containing amine oxidase
Exons: 3
Coding region: 1-1290 (429 amino acids)
Molecular function (GO): oxidoreductase activity
Source: RefSeq, a predicted model, not a curated record
AUGACUAUCAAAACUGUAUUUGAUGUGAUAGUAGUCGGUGCAGGCCUCAGUGGUCUCCAAGCAGCCCAUGUGGUCAAGGCCGCAGGGCUGACCGUUUGUGUUUUGGAGGCUACCGGGCAGGUGGGGGGAAAGACGCUUACAAUGAGAUCAACCGAGAGAGGAUUCAACGAUUUGGGCGCAGCAUGGAUAAACGAUACAAAUCAGAGCGAAAUGUUUAAGUUAUUCCAGCGAUAUGGCAUAGACGCAGAGGUUCAGCGUGCCUGUGGCGAUGAUGUCAUCCAGCUGGCCGACGGAUCUGUGAUAAAGACCCCUUAUGGCCAGUUUCCGGGCGAUGCAAAGUUACUUCAAGGACUGCUGGAGCUACUCCGGACAGAAGCGUCUAAAGUCAAUUUGAACAAUCCCUGUGAUUCUGACGGUGCCAAGGACAUCGAUAAAUUGACAUUUCGAGAAUUCUGCGUCCAAAGAACGGAAAAUGCAGAAGCAUCUGGGAUCGCAGAUACUGUCUGCGCAGCAUUGCUCGGAGUGGAGAGCAAUGAAGUCACUAACGGGCUAGGAAACCAAACAAUCUCGAAGAAAUUAUCUGAAGAGCUUGAUCCGAACACUGUGAAACUACAAACACCAGUUGUUUCGAUCGACCAGUCUCAAAAGGACAAAUGCGUAAUUCGCACAGCAACUGGAGAAACAAUCUACUGCCGCAAAACUAUUAUCUCGAUUCCAACGACAUUAUAUCACACAAUCUCCUUCAAUCCACCAUUACCUGCAACAAAGAUCACCUUGAGUGACAAUGCAGUAAUGGGCUACUACAGUAAGAUGAUCUUCGUCUUUAAAGAGCCCUGGUGGCGCAAAGCCGGCUUCUCAGGUGUCUUGAACCCCGAAACGGGGCCCAUUAGCUUUACCAGAGAUACCAGCAUCCCCGCAGAUGAUCAGUGGUCAAUUACCUGCUUUAUCGUUGGGGAGCGUGGGAGGGCAUGGUCGAAGCUUUCUCGAUCAGCUCGCUAUAAUCAGGCUUGGGGGCAAAUAAGUCAGUCUUUUGGGAAAUUUGUUCACAGUGUCCCUGCGCCUUCGAAUCACUUGGAAAUGGAGUGGUCAAAGCAAGCUUUCUUUCUCGGUGCCCCUUGUCCAGUCAUGACACCAGGGACCCUCACGAGCGUGGGAGAGAACCUCACCCAGCCGUUUAAGAAUAUCCAUUUCGUGGGAACUGAAACUGCUACUGUUUGGCGGGGAUAUAUGGAGGGUGCCGUCCGCUCUGGCCAGCGGGGAGGUGCUGAGGCUGUGAAAGCUUUGUGCUGA